Pomacea canaliculata is the source of this 2483-nucleotide messenger RNA. Its product is annotated as acidic fibroblast growth factor intracellular-binding protein-like. Lineage: Eukaryota; Metazoa; Mollusca; Gastropoda; Architaenioglossa; Ampullariidae. Bases 33 to 1238 code for a protein of 401 amino acids. The transcript has 11 exons. Gene Ontology annotation, cellular component: nucleus. The record is from RefSeq and is a predicted model, not a curated record.
GCUGCCACACUGUAAAUGAUGGCGUCUUUCGCAUGGGGGAGCACUCUCUAGAGGCGGAACUUCCUGUGGACUGUUGUAAAAAUGGUUUCGUCCGUGCGAGGGAAGAUAGGAGUGAGUACACGGUGCUGGCUUUUACAAGCGGCAAAAAAAUGAACGAAGUCGAAGUUUUCGUUGGAAACCACACAACGAUAGACCCAGAAAUAUAUGAAUUAUGGUUGAAAGGAUAUUCUGCCAAUGAAGCUGCUGGUAUUCUUCAAAAACAGGAGUCAUUGCAGCCAUUUCAGGCAACUUUAGAGGAUCUGCUUAGUGAUGUACAAGAUCACUUUCACCUCUUCAAUGGCCUUGAAAAUAUGCUGAAAUCACCACCAAGACUGCAGAACCAACAAGUGUACCAAAUUGAUGAAGCCACACAAGCAAUGCUGAUUGAAAAGUAUUAUAGUUUUGAUGCAUCUGUGAUCAGAGAGGUUUUGGGCAGAAAGCUAACAUCUCGAAGUCGGAAAGAUCUUGAUGAUAUUAGUGAACUCACAUGCAUUCCUUUGAGAAGCUGUAGAAGACAGUUUGACAAUGUGAAGCGAGUAUUCAAGACUGUUGAAGAACUGAAAGGGUAUCUUGUGGACAAUAUUUGCACUCACUUCAGAAUGCCAGAGGCAUUGGCACGAGACUAUGCAGCUGUGGUAUUUAUUGCAAACAACAGAUUUGAAACAGGAAAGAAAAAAUUAAACUACCUUCACUUCAGGGACUUUGUUGCCUGUGCUACUCACAUGAUUACCAACUGGUCUUACAGUUCUGUUGUGUGCACAAACCAUGAAGACAUGGAUGUUGAUCUAGAUCGCAACUUCUUGCAGCUGCUUCGUGAACUCAAAGUGCUAAUAGAAAAAGAUUGCUUGGAGGAGCAUCGUGCCCUCAUGCUCAAGGCAGCCCAAGGCUUACCUGAGAGAGUUUAUAUGCACAUUGACAGCAAUUUUAGAACUUUGUCCAAAACAAUCAUUGGCAUAGCAAAUGGAUUAAAUCACAGUCGAGAGUCACGGGAUAUAUUCAUUGACCUGUAUGAAAAGUUAAUUGAGCCAUGUCUGCAAAAUCAGUGGAGUUUCUCAGACUUGCAAAUGGUUUUGACUGCCUACAAAGAUACAGCACUGCAAAUGGAUUGUUUCCUUAGAGUUUCUCAUCUUCAGACUGUUUGGGAACGCUACAUGGGCACUCUUAUAAAUUGUGUUCUGCAGAUGUAUCCUAGGAGCUGAUGAACUGCACAUAAUAAAUACAGUAAUAAUGAAUAAAUGCUCUUCUGAUUCCUCCAUCUACUGUUUCCUAAAAGAAGAAUAACUCAAAAAAAGAGGAAUUAUGUGAUUUGCCUAGACAGGACAUGGGCAAGUCACCUGCUCUUGUUUUGAUGGGAGGAUCAGCAUGUGUUUUCACAUGAGCUCUUUGCAUAACAACUGGAUGUCUGCAACAAACCUAAAGCUAUGCAUGUAUGCAUUAUGUGUUUUCUGGUCACCAACUUAUGGCCUGAUCUUUAUGGGAUUAGUGACUUUUAGAUGUUGAACUUAGCAUUUAUCAAAAGAUGAAAGAGAAACAGAUUAUGUAAGAUAGCUAGCACAAAGAUUGAUUCUAUAAAACACUGAAGUCUUCACUCAUAUAUGCAGGAUACACCACUUUUUCUUCCACUGUUAUGAGAGUUUUUCAGAUGCCAUCUAAGACAAUUGAUAAUGCACAGUUUUAAAAUUAGCAUUCAUUUUGUGUGUGUGUGUUUAUCUGGUCCUACUGUUUUGUGCUCAGGUAAACUUCCUGAAUGUGGACAUACUUUCAAAUGCAUACCAGUUCUUCACUGUAUGUCUGUCAGGAGUUUGAUUUUUGACAUGACUGUAUUAAGCUUUCAGUUUCCCAUGCCACCAAGUUUUUGGUUUGUUUAACUGAGUGCCCUUUGUGGUCUUUGAUAAAAAUAAAACCAGUUUUGUGUACUAUCAGUUUUAAUAUCUUCACAACUUCUGUAAGGUCUGAUUCUUAGAAUAUGAUCAGACAAGGGAUUAGAUCAUGAGAUAUAAAUGGGAAGAGAUCUUGAGAUUAAGUCCAGGGCUUCUGCUUACGCAAAAAAUUGCGUACAGUACGCAUUAAAAGUUCGGAGGACCCCUUCAAUUUUUGUCAAUGGGGUCCCAUUCAAAUUUGGGCAAAGAACAGGGACCCCUUAAAAAUCUGAAGAAGGGGUCCCUGGGACCCCAAAGAAUUUAGCCUUAGCAGAAGCCCUGCUUUAAGUAAAACAGUGUGUUCUUUCUGAGUCUUUUUUUAAAACUCUAGUAAGGCAUGAUAUUCCUUGUGUAUUACUGGAUGUGUACAUUCCAGCCAGAUAUUUGUAGUGUUCAUAUUGUUUGUUUCCUUGGCCAUGAUUUCAUCACAGAGUUUAUAUUUGAGAAGUCUUCUAUCCUAUUCUAUCAUAUUAAUAUCCUAUUAAUGUUCUAAUAUAUUUUAACUAAAUUAAAAAUAACAUAAAA